Messenger RNA from Perca fluviatilis (European perch), 4274 nucleotides. RefSeq names its product vitellogenin 3, phosvitinless (gene vtg3). Lineage: Eukaryota; Metazoa; Chordata; Actinopteri; Perciformes; Percidae. The coding region runs from base 62 to 3961 and encodes 1299 amino acids. Gene Ontology annotation, molecular function: lipid carrier activity. Gene Ontology annotation, biological process: lipid transport. The transcript is spliced from 27 exons. The record is from RefSeq and is a predicted model, not a curated record.
CCCAUGCUGGUAUAUAUAAAGGACAAAUGCAGAAAAUUCAAUUCUACUCCUCAAGUUCAACAUGCGAGGGCUCCUCCUAUGCUGCCUCGUGGGUCUGGCCACGAGUCAAAGUGUCAAUUAUGAGCCCCAUCUGAACCCGAAGAAAACCUACGAGUACAAAUAUGAGGGAGCGGUAAAUUUUGGACUCGGCAUGCCAAACCUCGCUGAGUCUGGUGCAAGAAUCACAUGCAAGAUCAAGAUCACUGGGGUGUCUGCACAAACAUUCAUCCUUCAGGUUUCAGAUUUGUCCUUCGAGGAGUUCAACGGCUUCCUGGGGAAAAACAGCUUUAAUGUCUCCCCAAAGCUCACCCAGCGUAUUGCUGCCCAGCUUGUCAAACCUUUCACGUUUGACUACAUUGGUGGACACGUUGGUAACAUCCAAGCCUCUGCUGAGAUUUCUGACACUAUUGUCAACAUUGUGAGAGGGAUUCUGGGAUUGUUCCAAGUCACUGUGAAGACCACGCAGACGAUCUAUGAGCUUGAAGAGGCUGGCAUCCAUGGCAUGUGUCCGAGUAACUAUGCUACUGAAGUAAACGUGGAAACAAAGGACAUGACCAUCACUCAGGUUGUGGAUGUCGGUAACUGCAGGGAGAAGGCAGCCAUGUACAGGGGCAUGGCUACCGCUGUGUUUGACCAAGUCUCCAAACAGAGAGGGGAAUCUGUCAUUUCAACAGUGAGAUAUAUUUACACAGUCAAGCCAACAGCAGAGGGAGGUUUCAUUACCAAGGCUCAUGGCCUGGAGCAACAGCACUUCAGUCCCUUCAAUGUGAAGGGUGGCAGUUUCCAGAUGCUAGCGAUGAAGGAAAUAGUGCUGCUCGGCGUGAAUGACACAGAGACAGCCGCCGUGUUUGGGCCAAUGGAAAGCAAGGGCAACCUUGUUUACAAGUUUGUCAAUGCAGACGCUAAUGUCCCUAUUUUGAUGCAGAGCCUGGACAGCCCAGUACCAAAGGCUAUUGAGUUGAUCAAGCAUCUGGCUGAAGUUAAUCGUUACCAGAUUGACAGUGCAACAUCAGAGGACACUAUAAAGCUGUAUCAACUCCUGCGAGCGAUUCCCUAUGAAGGAUUAGAAGUUAUGUGGAAGCAAUUUGCAGAAAAUGAUGAGCAAAGACGUUGGUUUUUGGACAUGAUUGUUGAGGUCAACGAUGCCAGAAUCCUGAAGUUCUUCCAAAUGAGGUUCCAGGCUGGAGAUGUGUCUGCUAAUGAAGCUCUGCAAGCCAUUUUGCUGGUGAUGAACCAUCUCCAGCCUAUUCCUGAUCUGGUUGAGAUGGCUAAAAUGUUUUUAAACAUGCCCUUUUCUAAAUCCAAUAUCUAUCUGUGGCAUGCUGUGGUGCUUUCCUAUGGCUCUCUGGUGUACAAGCACUGCACCUAUUAUACACCUUGUCCUGUAGCUGCUGUUCAGCCGCUGCUGGACAUGGCUGUGGAAAGUCUGAGGAAUGGCACCGAGGCAGACAUGGUCAUUGCUCUGAAAGCUCUGGGGAAUGCGGGUCAUCCAGGCAGCAUUAAAACCAUCAUGCGCUUCCUCCCCGGAGUUGCUGCCAGCCCUGUGAAUCUGCCACCUCGUGUGCUGAGUGCCGCUGUGCAGUCUAUGAGACUUAUAGCUGCCAAAGACCCUCGCAGUGUCCAAGACAUCACCAUGACUCUGUUCCUGCAGAAGAACCUUCCCGCUGAGAUACGCAUGAUGGCCUUCAUGAUACUGUUUGACACUAAGCCAUCAAUGGCUCUGGUGUCCACAGUGACUGUACAUCUACAGGAGGAAAAAGACCUCCAUGUUAUUAGCUUUGUAUACUCCUACUUUAAAAGCAUUGCCAGAUCCAGUACUCCAAACAACCACUUCCUCUCAACUGCCUGCAAUGUAGCCGGGAAAAUCCUGGCCCCUAAAUUUGGUCGUCUCAGCUAUCACUACAGCAAAGCAACGCGCAUGGACUGGUUUAAUGGUAUGCUCUAUUACAGAUUCUUGGAUUUAUCUGAAACUGUUGACAUGACAAUUUGCUUUUUUUCCUCCAAUACAGAUGAUUUCCUAAUUGGUACAGCAGCAGAAGUCUUCAUGCUACGAAGUGCAACAAACAUCUUUCCCACUGAAAUCAUGAUGAAAGGAAAAUUUUAUUUCAUUGGUAGAAUUCUGCAGCUAUUGGAGUUGGGUAUCCAUGCUGAUGGGCUUAAGGAGCUGCUUGGCGCUGGCAUCCCUAAUUUUAAAGGAGAUCUCAGUGUCAGUGACUUUCAGGCUGUUCUCAAUGUGCUUAAAAACUGGGAAAUUCUGCCCAAUGAUAAGCCUGUCCUUUCUGCCUACACACGGACCUUUGGACAAGAGUGGUUCUUUGCUGAUAUUACCAAAGACACCAUUCGGAACAUAUUCAGGGCUGUCAGUCCUUCUUCAGGGAAAGAGAGCCCUCUGUGGGCUGCAAUUGAGAAUUUACAGAAGGGAGUGUCAUGGCAUUGGACAAAACCAUACUUAAUCUUUGAGGCUCGCUACUUCCAAGCUACCACCCUGGGUGUCCCACUGGAGAUAAGCAAAUAUUAUCAGACCAUCAAUGGGAUCACUGUAAAUGCGAAGGCUGCAGUAAAUCCACCACUGACUGAUCGUCUUGGACAACUGCUGACUUCUGAAAUUUCACUGGAGACUGAUGGUUUUAUUGGUUACACAAAGGAUUUUUGGGUUUUCUAUGGGAUCAACACCGAGCUUUUCCAGUGCGGUUCAGAGUUUAAGAGCAAAAUACCUAUUGCUAUCCCUUGGAAUUUUUCUGCGAAGAUCAACGUCGGAGAAAUGAAGUUUGAACUCGACUUCCCUCCAUGCAAAAAAGAGUUUGAACUUUUUUCAGUCAGUUCCAAUGUGUACGCAGUCUCCAGGAACAUCGAAGAUCCAGCUUUGACUAAAAUGACUCCAAUUAUGCCCACCGCUAUCGACUCCAAUGAUGAAGUCGUCCACAAGGGACCAACAGCCGUGGGGCCUGAGUCAGAUCAGGUACUGACACCAAACACAUGGCAUCCGAGAUCCAACAUGUGUGCUGAGAGUAAGAUUUAUGGAGCUGGUCUGUGUGUGGAGUCUGAGUUAAGGAGAGAGUAUUAUCAUGAGGAAUACCCCCUGUACUAUUUCCUGGGAUAUACCCACAUGGCAUUGAAAGUAGUCCCAGCCCAGGCAAUCAAAGCUGUUGACAAAAUCCACUUUGAGGUUAACGCCGGCCCGAGCAAACAUCCAGUCAGCACAAGCCAACUGCUUGAGACUAUGAGGAGGCUUUCCAAGGAAGCCACCCAGGGAGUACGUCUGUCCUCUGAUUCAGCCUCAAGCGUCAGAGGAUCACAUCUCAGCCAUCAUGACGACCUAUUUCAAGGCUUGAACUCAACACCUGAAGCUGUGUUGAUUAUCAAAGCCUUGGCCAUGAGUGGCAACCAGAAGCCCGAGGGUUACAAUGCAGUCUUCUACUACACACCCGAGGCAAACAUUCACAAUGCCCAGAUGAUUGUGUCCCAGGUUGGGGAAGACACCAACUGGAAGAUGUGCAUCGACACCAAUGUGAAUGCCCAUGUCGAGGCAAUGGCACGCAUUGGAUGGGGAGCUGAAUGUCAGUCUUAUGAAAUGUCAAUAGUAUCUGCAACUGCACAUCAGCCUGGCUCCAAGCCAACAAUCAAGGCCAAAGUACAGUGGACCAAGAUACCAGAGACCAUGGCAGAGAUGGGCAUAAGAAUUGAAAGCUACAUUCCAGGCAUGGCUUUUUUUCUCGGCUUCUACGAGCAACAUGAGAGAAAUGCCAAGCAGGAGGUUUCUGCAUCAGUUGUUGUCACCUCAGCAGACAGCGUCGAUGUGAAGAUUAAAUUCCCAGAGUAUACAGUCUACAGGCAGGCUUUUACGGUUCCACUGCCACCUGGCUGUUUUCAGGAUUUUCAACACCUCAGAAACACAACAAACGACAGCUUUGGAUGCGCAUAAAAACAUAUGGGAUCCAGAUGCCUCUUUUCACAGUGAUAACGCUGCAACCAAAAUCUCACCACCGUGAUGAAAGUGAGGAUCAUAAAAGUUGCAUCAGUAAUCCGUCAGAUGUCACCCUUUUGAAAAUAACCUGUAAAGGUCCUGAAUUAUUCAUUAUAAAGUGUGUUAAUAUUUGAACACCGUCUUUUGAUGAAAUAUUGUGUAAAUUCAUGAUUAUGUCCCGAAAUAUAAUAUAUAUUUAAUUAUUAUAUAAAUAAUCUUCAUAAUCAGGGCAUGAAGUUAACUUUUUUGACCACCAGCCACUGUGGCAGGU